This is a messenger RNA of Durio zibethinus, 2530 nucleotides long. RefSeq names its product sulfite reductase [ferredoxin], chloroplastic-like. Gene Ontology annotation, cellular component: chloroplast stroma; sulfite reductase complex (NADPH). The record is from RefSeq and is a predicted model, not a curated record. Lineage: Eukaryota; Viridiplantae; Streptophyta; Magnoliopsida; Malvales; Malvaceae. Gene Ontology annotation, biological process: sulfate assimilation. Gene Ontology annotation, molecular function: heme binding; 4 iron, 4 sulfur cluster binding; sulfite reductase (ferredoxin) activity.
UUUUUUAUUUUAUUCUGUUUAUCUAUCGCACUUCACACAAAUAAAAUCCACUUCGCCAUCAAACUCUGUGGUUUUUCUUAUUGUCGCUCAGCCGUGCGUUCUGUUGUUUUCUUCUUCAAUCGAAAAGAAAGUUGGAAAACCCUAGCUUUUUUUUUUUUUUUCUAAAAAGAGAAAAUUAAAGGGUUAGGCUUUGGCUUUUCUUUGAAGCUAUGACGACGUCGUUUGGAACUGCGACGAGUACCUUCAUGCCGACUGAUCCAAAGAUUCGAGUGCAGAGCUUCACGGGGUUGAAAUCUUCUCAUUCCAUAGCAUUGACGAGGAAUCUUCGUGUCUUUCCGGUUCCUUUCUCUAGUCGUUCUCUCAUUAGAGCUGUCUCUACGCCAUUGAAGACUGAAACGACUACCACAGAGCCAAAGCGAAGUAAAGUUGAAAUAUUCAAAGAACAAAGCAAUUUCAUUAGAUACCCUCUUAACGAGGAGAUAUUGACAGAUACCCUAAAUAUAAACGAGGCUGCAACACAAUUAAUUAAGUUCCAUGGGAGCUAUCAACAGUAUAACAGAGAUGAGCGCGGUACAAGGUCUUAUUCAUUCAUGCUUCGUACUAAAAACCCUGGUGGGAAAGUCUCAAACCAACUCUACUUGACCAUGGAUGAUCUUGCUGACCAGUUUGGCAUUGGAACUUUACGUUUGACCACGAGGCAAACCUUUCAGCUCCAUGGUGUUUUGAAGAAGAAUCUCAAGACCGUAAUGAGCACCAUUAUUAAAAACAUGGGUUCAACUCUUGGUGCAUGUGGGGAUCUCAAUAGGAAUGUGCUUGCUCCUGCUGCGCCUCUAAUGACAAAAGAAUACCUGUUUGCACAGGAAACUGCUGACAACAUUGCUGCACUGUUAACUCCUCAGUCGGGUUUUUACUAUGAUGUGUGGGUGGAUGGGGAGAGAUUCAUGACAUCGGAACCUCCAGAAGUUGUGAAAGCUAGGAAUGAUAAUUCUCAUGGAACAAAUUUCCCUGAUUCACCAGAGCCUAUAUAUGGGACUCAGUUCUUGCCAAGGAAGUUUAAAAUUGCUGUGACUGUGCCAACUGAUAACUCAGUGGAUAUUCUCACAAAUGAUAUUGGCGUUGUGGUAGUUUCCGAUGAAAACGGGGAGCCUCAGGGGUUCAACAUAUAUGUUGGUGGUGGCAUGGGAAGAACCCAUAGGCUGGAGACCACUUUCCCACGUUUGGGAGAACCACUGGGUUAUGUGCCAAAAGGGGACAUUUUGUAUGCUAUUAAAGCCAUUGUUGCUACACAACGUGAUCAUGGCAGAAGAGAUGACCGUAAAUAUAGUAGAAUGAAAUAUUUGAUCAGCUCUUGGGGGAUUGAAAAGUUUAGAAGUGUUGUUGAGCAAUAUUAUGGAAAGAAAUUUGAGCCUUUCCAUGAGUUGCCUGAAUGGGAAUUUAAGGGUUACUUGGGAUGGCAUGAGCAGGGUAAUGGUGCUUUAUUUUGUGGUCUCCAUGUAGAUAAUGGUCGUGUUGGAGGAAAAAUGAAAAAGACACUGAGGGAAGUAAUAGAGAAGUAUAAUUUAAAUGUGCGAAUCACCCCAAACCAAAAUCUUAUUUUGUGUGACAUUCGUAGUGCAUGGAAGCGUCCUAUUACCACAGUUCUUGCUCAGGCUGGCCUGCUGCAUCCUAGAUAUGUGGACCCCCUGAACAUAACUGCUAUGGCAUGCCCAGCUUUCCCACUUUGUCCAUUGGCAAUAACUGAAGCUGAACGAGGCAUACCUGAUAUCCUCAAGCGGGUCAGAGCUGUCUUUGAGAAGGUCGGCCUCAAGUACAAUGAGUCUGUGGUGAUAAGGAUAACUGGCUGCCCUAAUGGUUGUGCUAGACCAUACAUGGCUGAGCUUGGGCUGGUUGGUGAUGGUCCCAACAGCUACCAGAUUUGGCUUGGAGGAACACCCAAUCAAACCCAAUUAGCAAGAAGUUUUAUGAAUAAAGUCAAAGUUCAGGAUCUUGAAAAAGUUUUUGAACCUUUGUUCUACUACUGGAAACGAAAAAGACAACCCAAAGAAUCAUUUGGCGACUUCACAACCCGCAUGGGAUUUGAAAAACUUAAAGAGCUGGUGGACAAAUGGGAAGGUCCAGAGCAAGCACGAGCAAGGUAUAACCUAAAGCUAUUUGCUGAUAAAGAGACAUAUGAAGCUAUGGACGAGCUUGCAAAGGUGCAGAACAAGAGUGCUCGUCAGUUGGCAAUAGAAGUCGUACGCAAUUUUGUUGCUACCCAUCAAAACGGUGAAAGUGAACGAGUCAUUUGAGAUAUUGCUGCUGCAGUGCUGCUGCAUUGUCCACCAACCAAAUUACCGGUGUCUCUUUCGGACUUGUUACUGUUCGGUAACAUCUGGAACGGAUGAAAUGUGGAUUUUUUGAAGUCAAUUUUGUAUUCAAGUUUUGGUAUUGUUUUAGCUUUAUACAGGAUCUGGAUUCUCUAUAAAUUAUUGUGAGCUAAUCUGUCCUAUUUUCUUGAGUUGGAGAAGGAUUAUCUAAUUCGUUUUAAGCU